CCAGUCCCAGCAGCAGACUCUCCAGCUCCAGAGCCUGCAGAGGCGCACUCGAUGAUCACACAACACUCAACAUGACUGCCGACAUGCAGCUUUGUCCUCCGUCUUCAGGUUCAUAUAGGAGACAAAUGAUUAUAUCAGCAGCUUGAGUCUGCAGAUUAUGGUCAUAAAUGACCUUAUUUAUCUGAGUUCUGCUGUUUUACUUCCAUUUAGAAGUCAAUGGCCUUGAAUUUAAAGUGACUGCAAACUUAGAGAAAAGUCAAAUGGGGACAAAAAAAAAACUGACUGAAGGGUUCCUUUAAUUUAUUAUUUAGAUUUUUGGUUCACUUUUGAAGAUGUGGUUGUAGCAUUCAGGAACAGAAAAUGUUCAACCUGCACAAUGAAUAAAAAAAAAAACACAAUUUGAUCAAAUUGCAUGUUUAAAUUAAGUGUAGAAUUCUUCAGAGUUUAAAAACAAAGUGUUUUAAAAACAGAUAUAAAUGACUUUGAAGCCAUCUAAAUGACUGAAUUCAUUUGACCUUUUGGUAAAGUGACUCCUUGACCCGUUAUUUGUAGAGAAUUAGUGCUACAUAAGUAAACCCAUUUGAUCUUAACUGAAUAACUAACAGAAGACAAAUACAAAUAUAUUCAUUAUUUUUUCCUUCUUGUCGCUUUUGUUUUUUUUUUUUGGAGGUUUUGGUCAGAAGCUAUCUUGGUGGUAUUUGUCCCACAGUUAGAGAAUCGUGGCUUUCAGACAUCUUUGAUCACCACUGUCACCUAGAAGAGGCUGUGUUCAUGUGCUCUAAUCACAUUUCCAUUAAAGCCAUCACAGAAAAGAAGUGGAUGAAAUACUUUCUAAAACUUUUCAUAAUAAAAGCAAUAGAAUAAUGGUUGGUCAGACUAUGUCCGUGUUAAAAAAUAAUGUGGAAUAUAAGCUUAAACUUUCUGGAGAUGGACAAGCAGCUGUGGGGGAAAAGUGGUUGAUGUACGGCAAGAAAUAGGACAAAUAAUCUGGCAGUCAGAAACACAAUCUAAUUAAUGCUGUUAAAUAAAAUUUGGAAAUGAAGGUUUUGUUCUGUGAGAUUUUACACAUUUCAAAUAAAAAAAUGAUUAUAGGAUCUUUUAAAAGAGGAACUGACCUCACAAAUAAACGACCAAUAAAGAGAAGGGGAAGUAGGAAACUGAGCCAGACCACAAGUCUUUGGUAACUUUGCACUUUGAUAUAUUUAGUUGAGUCCUGAUUUUAUGGGUCAGUAAUGACAAAUGAGAGACAGUAAAUCAGUCUGCUGAUUAAGAGAACCACACAGACGUCCGAUCAUCACUGGUCCAGCUUCAAGCAUGAUGCUGCUGCUCUUCCCACUGCUCUUAUCUACAGUACAGACCUGGGCUUACCGCGUGCCGGGUCAGAAAAAGUCUGACUCUUGCCGGUGCGAUGUGAACACCACGAUAUGGUCGUUUCCUGCUCUGAGGUACGAGGCUGUGCAGCAGCAGGUUGAAACCUGCGAGACGUCUCUGCACGGCCUGCAGCAGCAGGUGUUGGUCUCCAGUCAGCGUCUCCCUGACAUUCAGGUUCAAAUUUCAAACCUGACAGCACGACUUGAGCCGUACCAGUACCUGCAUGACCGCGGACUGUACACAGCGCUGUCCAUCCGUCUGCUGGGCCAGGAGCUCAGCCAGCUGGAGACGGACAUCACCGUUGUGCACGGCCAGCUAAACAACGACCAGUCACAGAAACUCCACAAAGAGGUGGGUAAAUUGCGAAAAGAUGUGAUAAAGAUGCAAACAUCGGACACGGUGAACAUGAAGACAGUCAAGGAGAAACUUCGCUACCUGAAGAACAACGUCGAGUCCUGCAAGUCGAUCCCCAAAGACUUCAGAGGCCAGAACAGGUACUGCAUGAAGGGCCUAAUCACCAACAUCAGUGAACCUGUCACGACCAAAAUCAACCCCUAUGACAAAAACCACGUCUCUGGAUCAUGGGGCAAACAGGCGCAGAUGGACAGCGAGUCGGACACAGAGACCUACUGGGUUCAGACCCUAACCAGCAGCAACAUCUAUGGAAACAUAGUCCGCCUUUACCAAACCUACAAAGACUUCAUGCGUUCUGCCAACCACAGGGACGCUACUUUCUCCUCCUCCGUCACAGCUCCCACCGCCAUUGAGGGUCCUAGUGCUGUGCUGUACGGUGACGGUCUGUACUAUCACUGCUACCGCUCUGCAGAUAUCUGCCGCUACGACCUGAAGACCAAUGAGGUCAAGCGGGUAACCCUUCCUGGCACAGGUGUGGGCUUCAACAACAAAUUUCCAUAUUGCUACUAUGAAUGCCGCUCGAAUAGCGACGUGGAUGUUGAGGCUGAUGAAACCGGACUGUGGGCUCUCUAUGCCACUGUUGGCAACCAUGGCAAUCUGGUAGUGAGCAAGCUGUUUUGGGAUGACAACUCAAAGACGAUCAACGUGUCGCAAACCUGGGAGACGAGGCUGUUCAAGAAGGCAGCGACUAACGCUUUCAUGGUGUGUGGUGUGAUGUACGCCACCCGCUACGUAGAUGAAUACAGAGAGGAAGUAUUCUACGCCUUCGACACAGCGACAGGAAAAGAGGACAACUCUCUGGAACUGCCGCUGGAGAAAGUCGCUAAAGGAGUGGCUAGUCUGAGCUACAACCCGGUCGACAGGCAGAUCUACAUGUACAAUGAUGGAUAUCUCCUAGCCUAUCAGGCUUACUUCUGAGUGUUGCCUUUGAACCUAAGAAGAAGAAUAUUCUCCUCAAAUCACAUCUGACACCUUUUUCUGUUGCUAUUCUAAGAAAAAAUGAAGUAUGUUUUAAUAAAAGUCUUGUUUUAAUG
Molecule: messenger RNA, 2819 nt
Organism: Poecilia latipinna (sailfin molly)
Lineage: Eukaryota; Metazoa; Chordata; Actinopteri; Cyprinodontiformes; Poeciliidae
Product: olfactomedin-like
Exons: 6
Coding region: 1315-2703 (462 amino acids)
Biological process (GO): signal transduction
Source: RefSeq, a predicted model, not a curated record